CUACAACAUGCCACACCACCAUCUUCAAUACCUAAGUUUUAUUGUUGGUUUUCAAGCUGCACCGCCUCCCAUUCAUUCUAUAUAGCUUUCUCUCUUCUUUUGCUCUUAACUGAGAUCUCACUGGAGAGAAAUGGCAAGAGACACAAACCUGGACGGGGAAAUUGCGACAUCUGAUGCAACAGGAUCAGCAAGUCAUCCCCCAAACGAAGGACAUGAAAUAACCCAAACAAACACAGAUGGGCAGCAACAAGAUUCAAAGAAGAGCAAUGCCAAAAAAGAAAGCCAUAAAACAGUUCCCUUCUACAAGCUUUUCUCAUAUGCAGAUGCUUUUGAUCGUCUUCUCAUGUUUGUUGGGACAACAGCGGCUGUUGCUAAUGGAAUGACUGUCCCUCUAUUGAUGAUCAUUUUUGGAAAUGUCUUUGAUGCAUUUGGAGAAGCUAGUGACGCCAAAGAAAUGGGUCAUAAUGUCUCCAAGGCGUCUCUUGACUUUGUAUACUUGGCUAUGGGUACUUUUGUAUCUUCAUUUUUGCAGGUGACUUGCUGGAUGGUCACUGGAGAGAGACAGUCUGCAAGGAUAAGAAGCUUAUACCUUGAAGCAAUUUUGAGACAAGAAGUAAGCUUCUUUGAUAGGGAAACCAGCACCGGAGAGGUUAUUACAAGGAUGUCAGGUGACACGGUUCUCAUUCAAGAUGCCAUGGGAGAGAAAGUAGGAAAGUUCAUACAGCAUGUGACAGCAUUUGUGGGAGGAGUGGUCAUAUCAUUUUCCAAGGGUUGGCUUCUCACCCUUGUCCUGUUAUCUUUUCUUCCACUUUACAUCCUCUCUGGUGCCUUGAUGAGCUUCGUCGCUGCAAAGAUGGCAUCUAAAGGAUUAGCAGCCUAUUCCACAGCAGCAAAUGUGGUGGAACAGACAAUCAGUUCCAUUCGAACUGUUGCAUCAUUCACAGGGGAGAAGCAAGCUAUAACCCAGUAUGAUAAAUCUUUAAUAAAAGCUUACCGUGCUGGUGUGGUAGAGGGGGCUGCUUCUGGUUGCGGCUUUGGUGCAGCUCGUUUCUUUAUGUUCUCCAGUCAUGCUUUGGGCGCAUGGUACGGAGGGAAGAUGGUACUAGAGAAAGGAUACACAGGAGGGCAAGUCAUGAGUAUCUUUUUUGCAAUAUCUACUUGCUCCCUGCUUCUAGGGCAGUCAUCUCCCAAUUUGGUUGCAUUUGCUGCGGGACAAGCUGCAGCUGUUAAAAUGCUUGAAACAAUCAAGAGGAAACCAGGAAUUGAUGCUUAUGACACUUCUGGUCAGAAGUUGGAUGAUCUUAAUGGAGAUAUAGAACUAAAGGAGGUUUGCUUUAGCUAUCCUACAAGACCAAAUGAACUAAUAUUCAACGGAUUUUCUCUAUCAAUACCAAGCGGCACUACUACUGCCUUGGUAGGGCAAAGUGGGAGCGGGAAAUCAACUGUUAUCAGUUUGAUAGAAAGGUUUUAUGAUCCACAAUCUGGUGAAGUUCUCAUUGACAAUAUCAAUCUCAGAGAGUUUAACUUGAAAUGGAUUAGAGGGAAAAUAGGCCUUGUCAGCCAGGAACCAAUUCUCUUCGCUUGUAGCAUUAGAGAGAACAUUGCUUAUGGCCGAGAUGGUGCAACCGAUGAAGAAAUCAGAGCUGCAGCAGAACUUGCUAAUGCUACUAAAUUUAUUGAUAAAUUUCCUCAGGGACUAGACACAAUGGUGGGAGAUCAUGGAACCCAGCUCUCUGGGGGUCAAAAGCAGAGAAUUGCAAUCGCAAGAGCAAUCUUGAAAGACCCAAAAAUUUUACUUCUUGAUGAAGCCACCAGUGCCCUGGAUGCCGAAUCUGAGAGAGUAGUGCAGGAGGCAUUGGACAGAAUUAUGAUCAGCAGGACCACGGUGAUCGUAGCCCACCGCUUAAGUACUAUAAGGAACGCAGAUAUAAUAGCUGUUAUUCAUCAAGGAAAGAUAGUAGAAAAAGGGUCACAUGCAGAGCUCACAGGGGAUCCAGAUGGAGCCUAUAGCCAGCUCAUUAGAUUGCAAGAAACUAACAGAGAUCAAGAACAAAAUAAUGCAAAUUACAAGGAUAAGUCUGAAAGCUUUCAGGACUCCGCACGACCUUCAAGUCAACGAUUUUCUUUCGUUCGAUCAACAAGCCAAGGAUCAUCUGGAAAAGGAAACAGCAGUCGUCACUCUUUCUCAAGUCUCGCUUCUACAGCAGCAGGAGAUUCUGACGCAUCACACAACCCUGCCAAAGUCUCACUUCUCCGCCUUGCUCGUUUUAACAAGCCUGAAUUCCCAGUGUUACUCUUGGCUACUUUGGCCGCAACACUGAAUGGAGCAGUAUCCCCCCUUUUUGGGCUCCUGCUAUCUGGCAUGGUGCAUACUUUCUUUGAGCCUGAAGAUAAACUCCGUAAAGAUUCAAAAUUCUGGGCAUAUGUGUUCGUUGCACUUGCUGCGGCAGCCUUCUUUGUGAAUUCCAUAAGGUCCUACUAUUUUGGUGUAGCCGGUUGCAAAUUGAUAAAAAGGAUUCGUCUAUUGUGUUUUGAGAAAAUAGUUCACAUGGAAAUAGGUUGGUUUGACAAAACUGAGAAUUCAAGUGGAUCACUUGGAGCAAGACUUGCUACUGAUGCUGCUGCUAUUCGAGCUGUGGUUGGGGAUGCACUAGGCUUGCUGAUUCAAGAUAUAUCUACUGCAAUCUCUGCCCUAGUAAUUGGCUUUGAGUCAAGCUGGGAGCUUUCGUUGAUCAUUCUUGCUAUGCUACCUUUACUGGUGGUAGUAAAUGCUCAGGUGCACAUUAAAUCCAUGCGAGGAUUCAGUGCAGAUGCAAAGAAACAAUAUGAGGAAGCAAGUCAAGUUGCGAAUGAUGCAGUAGGGAGUAUUAGAACAGUGGCUGCUUUCUGUGCUGAAGAGAAGGUGAUGGAGUUAUACCAUAAGAAAUGUGAAGGACCAAUAAAAGCAGGUAUAAGGCAAGGAUUAAUCAGCGGAACUGGUUUAGGUGUAUCGUUCCUUGUCUUGUAUUCUGUCUAUGGAUGCAGCUUUUAUGCGGGUGCUCGACUUGUUCAAGAUGGAAAAAUAUCAUUCUCCCAAGUUUUUCGAGUCUUCUUCGUUCUCACUAUGGCCGCUGUAGCACUGUCUCAAUCUGGUCUAAUGGCCCCAAGUGCAAGCAAAGCAACCGAUUCUGUUGCUUCUAUAUUUGAUAUUCUUGAUCAGAAAUCAAAAAUAGACUCUACCGAUGUCUCUGGAUUGACAUUGCAAGAUUUGAAGGGAGAAGUUGAGUUUCGCCAUGUUGCUUUCAAGUAUCCCACCAGGCCUGAUGUUCAAAUAUUUAGAGAUCUCUGCUUGACCAUUCAUUCAGGAAAGACUGUUGCACUAGUGGGAGAAAGUGGAAGUGGAAAGUCGACUGUGAUCUCGUUGCUACAAAGAUUCUAUGAUCCAAACUCAGGUCACAUUACAUUAGAUGGAAUCGAAAUUCAAAAGCUACAGAUCAAAUGGUUAAGGCAACAAAUGGGCUUAGUAAGCCAGGAGCCUAUGUUGUUUAAUGACACCAUUCGAACUAAUAUUGCAUACGGAAAGGAAGGAGACGCAACAGAAGCAGAAAUUAUAGCUGCUGCAGAACUGGCAAAUGCUCACAAGUUCAUUAGCAGCUUGUAUCAGGGGUAUGACACAAUUGUGGGAGAGCGAGGAUUUCAAUUAUCUGGGGGACAAAAGCAACGAGUGGCAAUUGCAAGAGCCAUAGUGAAGAAUCCUAAGAUAUUACUACUAGAUGAAGCCACCAGUGCUCUUGAUGCUGAAUCUGAAAAAGUGGUUCAAGAUGCGUUGGAUCGUGUGAUAGUGGAUAGAACCACAAUUGUUGUGGCUCAUAGGUUAUCCACAGUGAAGAAUGCAGAUUUAAUUGCAGUGGUUCAAAAUGGAGUCAUUGCAGAGAGGGGAAACCAUAAAACUUUGCUCAAAAAAGGCGGAGCCUAUGCUUCCUUACUAGCACUGCACAAAAGUACUUGAUCAUGAUAAGCAGGAUGCUCCAACCACUUUGCUGCUUUUAUCCGAUUUCUUCUAAAUAAAGAUCAAUAUUUGCAUAUUGCCAUGGAUUUCAAAUCAAUAUUAGCAUACUUGUAGUAAAAAAUCUUAGGUGUGUUGCUGUUACUUGUGUCAGACCUAGUCUGUAUACAACUGCAAAAUAACAACAAUGGCAAAUUU
This is a messenger RNA of Neltuma alba, 4183 nucleotides long. Its product is annotated as ABC transporter B family member 11-like. Bases 131 to 3988 code for a protein of 1285 amino acids. The record is from RefSeq and is a predicted model, not a curated record. Gene Ontology annotation, molecular function: ATP binding; ATP hydrolysis activity; ABC-type oligopeptide transporter activity. Gene Ontology annotation, biological process: oligopeptide export from mitochondrion. Gene Ontology annotation, cellular component: mitochondrial inner membrane. Lineage: Eukaryota; Viridiplantae; Streptophyta; Magnoliopsida; Fabales; Fabaceae. The transcript has 13 exons.